CCUUUUAAGGCGGAGGGAGCAAGGGGGUGGGCGGGGAUGGGCUCAGGCCCUAUAUAAGGCUGGAAGAGGCGGUCCCCGCUCCUCUCCUGGCUGUGUCGCGAUCUCUGUCGUCAAGACCAGGCCGUGCUCCAGGCUUAUCUCCCGCCGUCGAUCAAAAUGCCUGAAGAAAUCCAGCAUGGUGAAGAGGAGGUGGAGACCUUUGCCUUCCAGGCAGAGAUUGCCCAGCUUAUGUCCCUGAUCAUCAACACCUUCUACUCCAACAAAGAAAUCUUUAUGCGGGAGAUAAUUUCCAAUGCCUCCGAUGCACUGGACAAGAUCCGCUAUGAGAGUCUGACAGAUCCCUCCAAACUGGAAAGUGGCAAGGAGCUGAAGAUAGACAUCAUCCCCAAUCCCCAUGACCGCACUCUCACUCUGAUUGACACUGGCAUUGGCAUGACAAAGGCCGAUCUUAUCAAUAAUUUGGGUACCAUUGCUAAGUCUGGCACCAAAGCUUUCAUGGAAGCCCUACAGGCUGGUGCAGACAUCUCCAUGAUUGGGCAGUUUGGUGUGGGCUUUUACUCUGCUUACCUUGUGGCUGAGAGGGUUGUGGUCAUCACCAAGCACAACGAUGAUGAACAGUAUGCCUGGGAAUCUUCUGCUGGUGGCUCCUUCACUGUUAAAGCUGAUCAUGGUGAGCCCAUUGGCCGUGGUACCAAGGUGAUCUUGUACCUGAAGGAUGACCAGACGGAAUACCUGGAGGAACGCCGUAUCAAGGAAGUGGUGAAGAAGCACUCCCAGUUCAUUGGCUACCCAAUCACCCUCUAUCUGGAGAAGGAGCGGGAGAAGGAGAUCAGUGAUGAUGAGGCAGAGGAGGAGAAAGCAGAGAAGGAGGAAGAAGAAUCUGCCCCCAAGGAUGAGGAGAAACCCAAGAUUGAGGAUGUGGGUUCAGAUGAGGAAGAAGAAGGUGGCAAGAGCAAGAAGAAGACAAAGAAGAUCAAAGAGAAGUACAUCGACCAGGAGGAACUCAACAAGACCAAGCCCAUCUGGACCCGGAACCCUGAUGACAUCACCCAGGAGGAGUAUGGCGAGUUCUACAAGAGCCUUACCAAUGACUGGGAAGACCACCUGGCUGUCAAGCACUUCUCUGUAGAGGGCCAACUGGAAUUCCGGGCACUUCUGUUCAUCCCACGCCGAGCUCCAUUCGACCUCUUUGAGAAUAAGAAGAAAAAGAACAACAUCAAGCUGUAUGUGAGGCGUGUCUUCAUUAUGGACAGCUGCGAUGAACUCAUCCCAGAGUACCUGAAUUUCAUCCGGGGUGUGGUGGACUCUGAGGAUCUGCCCUUGAACAUCUCCCGUGAGAUGCUGCAACAGAGCAAGAUUCUUAAAGUGAUUCGUAAGAACAUUGUCAAGAAAUGCUUAGAGCUCUUUGCAGAGCUGGCGGAGGACAAAGAGAACUACAAGAAGUUCUAUGAGGCUUUCUCCAAAAACCUCAAGCUGGGGAUCCAUGAGGACUCUACCAACAGGAAGCGCCUGUCAGAGCUAUUGCGCUACCACACAUCUCACUCGGGUGAUGAGAUGACCUCCCUCUCAGAGUAUGUGUCCCGUAUGAAGGACAAUCAGAAGAGCAUCUACUACAUCACAGGUGAGAGCAAGGAGCAGGUGGCCAACUCUGCAUUUGUUGAACGGGUAAGGAAGCGUGGUUUUGAGGUGGUGUACAUGACGGAGCCCAUUGAUGAGUACAGUGUUCAACAGCUGAAGGAGUUUGAUGGAAAAACCUUGGUGUCUGUCACCAAAGAAGGGCUGGAGUUGCCAGAGGAUGACGAUGAGAAAAAGAAGAUGGAGGAGAGUAAGGCCAAGUUUGAGAACCUUUGUAAACUCAUGAAGGAGAUUCUAGAGAAGAAGGUUGAGAAGGUGACAGUUUCAAACCGGCUGGUCUCUUCCCCCUGCUGUAUCGUCACGAGCACCUAUGGCUGGACAGCCAACAUGGAACGUAUCAUGAAGGCCCAGGCCUUGCGGGACAACUCCACCAUGGGCUACAUGAUGGCCAAGAAGCACCUAGAGAUCAAUCCUGACCACCCCAUUGUAGAGACUCUGCGCCAGAAGGCUGAGGCAGACAAGAACGACAAGGCUGUCAAGGACCUGGUGGUGCUGCUCUUUGAGACAGCACUGCUUUCUUCUGGUUUCUCCCUGGAGGAUCCACAAACUCACUCCAACCGUAUCUAUAGGAUGAUCAAGCUAGGCCUAGGCAUUGAUGAAGAUGAGGUGGCUGCAGAAGAGCCCAGUGCUGCUGUUUCAGAAGAGAUCCCUCCACUGGAGGGAGAUGAAGAUGCAUCCCGUAUGGAGGAGGUGGAUUAGAAGG
Messenger RNA from Hemicordylus capensis (graceful crag lizard), 2338 nucleotides. It is a transcript of the gene HSP90AB1, whose product is annotated as heat shock protein 90 alpha family class B member 1. The coding region runs from base 157 to 2334 and encodes 725 amino acids. Gene Ontology annotation, cellular component: protein-containing complex; perinuclear region of cytoplasm; plasma membrane. The record is from RefSeq and is a predicted model, not a curated record. The transcript has 12 exons. Gene Ontology annotation, biological process: protein stabilization; protein folding; cellular response to heat. Gene Ontology annotation, molecular function: ATP hydrolysis activity; disordered domain specific binding; ATP binding. NCBI's taxonomy places the organism in Eukaryota, Metazoa, Chordata, Lepidosauria, Squamata, Cordylidae.